CUCAGCAACACCUUAAACAGAUAUAACAUUUGACAUAAUCGACGCAAACUAGAAGUAACGUCAGACCAGAGUAACGCGGUACCGUUACACGGUCCCAGAGGUUGGACGGGGGGGAUUUGGGGAUAGAUGCAGCCCCAUCUCCCGGCCCGGCGGCCCCCACCUCUGCCUCUGCUUCUGGAAAGUUUUGCUCGGUCCUCUCUCCGGGGAUAACUCCCAAUGACAAACCAUGGGCGUCUGCAGAGAAGGUGCAGAGGGAACACCAGCCGGGACAUGGGAUGCCUCAUAGAUAGACAUGCCUAAUGACGCAACGACUUUACUCAAUACAGCUUGAAAUUGUGAGGGACAGGAUAAUACUUGCAGGGUUUCCUACGUUUCCUAUGACCAAAAGAAGGCUGCGGACUCGGGAACUGACAGAUAUAACGUGACAGGCGCACAGACCCUCUUCCGACUUCUGGAAACAAGCCUCUCCGGACACCAGGGACCAACAGAUGCAAACUUUCAACAUGGCAUACCUUCUGUUACUUUUUCUACCUUGUGUUUUCAGUAUGCGGGCGCGAAUAUUAGUCCCUGGGAAUGAAACAGUCAUCUCCAAAGAGCCAUACAGGGAGAGCAGGAAAGUUCUUACUACAACAGGCAAGGAAUGUAAAUUCCCAUUUCGUCAGGGUGGAAGGAUUCAUCAUCACUGCCUCACCAUCCUAGCCUCAAAACCAUGGUGCUCCCUCACACAUAAUUUUGACCGGGAUCGACAGUGGGGCUUCUGUGCAACAGAGGAAAUUCAGCCAGAAGUUGUUGUCCACACGUCACGCCGAAUCACAGAUCCAUGUCAGGUGAAUCCAUGUCAGAACGGAGGCGUCUGCACGCUGAUCCCACACAGACCCUCGUUUGAGUGCUCCUGUCCUGAGAGCUUCACUGGGACACUCUGUGAGCAGAAGAAGUGCUAUGAAACCGUACACCUGCGCCAUUAUGACAUCGGAGAGUCUUGGGGACGAAUUCACCUCCGUAAUGUGGAACAGUGCACAUGCGUGGCAGGGGAAAUCAAGUGUGAGAGGGUUCGCUACACAAUGUGCCCUUCAAACCCUUGUCAGAAUGACGGAACGUGUCGACUGAUCACAUCCACCGGCAAGGAAGUGUGUAACUGCAGACGUGGCUACAGCGGUCCCUACUGCGGCCUCGAGCCAGAGUCCGAGUGCUAUAAUGGCAGGGGCACGGAUUACAGAGGGGUAGUGAACGCCACAGUGUCCGGUGCCCGUUGUGUGCCGUGGAACUCGGACCUACUGUAUGAUGAGCUCCAUGUGGGCACGGUGGUUGCCUCGCCCCUCAGGGGCCUUGGCGAACAUGCCUUCUGCAGAAACCCAGAUAAAGACAAGAUGCCGUGGUGCUACACGCUAAAUGACGGCGCCAUCUCCUGGGAGUACUGUGACGUCCCCUCCUGUGUGAUGGCUGUGUGGGAGAAUCAGCCAGUGACAAAAACGAAAAUAUUCAGAAGAGCUUCUGCGCGAAGGAUUAUGCCGUUUAAUGUCCUGCCAGGCAUUAAAAGACGGAGGCCCUCCAAGACUGCAAAGAAGCACGUGUGUGGGAAAAAGCACAAGAAGAGGUUAUCGAUUGCCAGGGGGCGGAUAUUGGGCGGAAACUCAGCUCUGCCAGGUACUCACCCCUGGAUGGCAGCCAUUUACAUUGGAAAGUCAGACUUCUGCGCCGGCAGCCUGAUCUCCUCUUGCUGGGUCAUCUCUGCGGCUCACUGCUUCUUCCGCAACCCUCUGAGGUCGCAGAUUCGAGUGGUGCUUGGCCAGCAGAGAUUCAACGUCACCGAUCCCAACACCAGGACAUUUGGAGUGGAGGAUUACAUCUUUCCAAAACAGUUCUCAGUGUUUAACCCAACACUACACGACAUUGUUCUGAUCAAACUGGCGAAGCAGGACGGGCGGUGUGUGAGGAGAACCCCGUUCAUCAGACCCAUCUGUCUCCCAGACAAAGGCAUGGCGUUCCCUGAUGACUACUGCUGUAGUAUUAGCGGCUGGGGACACAUGCAUGAGAAGGCAGAAGGUUACUCUAGUCUGCAGGAGGGUGGAGUGAGACUGAUGAAUCAUGGCACUUGUAGGGAGAGUUACGGUAACCAUGUCACUUCUGACAUGAUCUGCGCGGGGCUCAACGGCUGUGUUGACGCCUGCCAGUCCUGUUGCUCGUGAGUGUUGGAAGUUACGACUGAUCAUAAAAUGUUCCAGGGAAAAAUAGACUCCUGGAGCCCACGUCAUUGCUGACCUCCUCCCUUGGCUCUGAAAGGGUCGAUAUCAGAAAGUUGACUUGAGGUAUCAGAGUAACGGAGCAGCAUUUAAGAUGGCAGCAGGGGAUUCUCUUGAGUGGAGACUACCUACUCAACCUGCAGUGUAAUAACAUUUAAGCUCCUUCCUCUUGAAUUAAAUGUCUGAUUCAAUAUCUGUUUACCUCACAGGUGGUGUGAUUUUUACAAUAUAUUAGGUUUCAAGUGUGUGACUUAGCUGUUUGUGUGACUCUGCUUUGAUCUGUGCAUCUAUGUUUAUGUGUGUGGACUGUAUCUAUUUUUUUUCCCCCAUGUUUCACCAGGGCGACUCCGGGGGCCCUCUGGCUUGUGCGAGGAAUGAUGUCAGCUUCCUGUAUGGGAUCAUCAGCUGGGGAGAGGGCUGCGGCCGCUCUGGAAAACCCGGUGUUUACACUAAAGUGGGGAACUAUAUCGACUGGAUCAAUUC
Epinephelus lanceolatus (giant grouper) is the source of this 2723-nucleotide messenger RNA. Lineage: Eukaryota; Metazoa; Chordata; Actinopteri; Perciformes; Serranidae. The record is from RefSeq and is a predicted model, not a curated record.